Molecule: messenger RNA, 4200 nt
Organism: Funneliformis caledonium
Lineage: Eukaryota; Fungi; Glomeromycota; Glomeromycetes; Glomerales; Glomeraceae
Source: the annotation of a GenBank genome assembly
AUGAAAAAUACGGUGCGUUUUAACACCUUUGAAGAAGGGGAAGAACGCAAUGAAACUAACUCGAUCUCGGGAAAUCCUAAUCGUCGUAAUCAUGGUAGAUAUAACUCGCAUAUUCGAGGUCAGAUCUUUGUUUUGCUUGGGUUCGAUGAGUUUCGAAAACAAGAAUUAGAAAACGAAAUUUUGCAUCAUGGUGGGAGGGUCUCACCUAUGUUUAGUAGACAGACGAAUUUUCUUGUAACAACUAGUACAUAUUAUAAUAGAAACUUUAGUGAAAUUGAUGAAAUGGUCAAGAUUAACAAUAUACCUGUCAUUUCUGAUGAAUGGAUUUAUACAGCAAUAGCAAGUAAUGAUGUAUACGAGGAUAUCAGAAGGCGUCCUUUGCAAAAUCAAAACAAUGGAAAACAGAAUAAAAAUGAUUUUGAUUGGGACCAAGACUCUAAUGAUUCAGAUGAUUUAGAUAUUAAUAGACCUAUAAUGAAUGAUUUUCCAAAUAUAGGAGAGAAUGAGAAUCCUGAAGAAAUUGAUUCAACUACGAAUCCUACACCAGUAUUAUCUCAUGAUAUGCAAAGUGAGAGAAUGGAAUGGCAGAGCUUUUUGUCAUCCGUGCUUACCGGUGAAGUUAUUAAGUCAGAAAAACGUCGUUUGUCCGGUUCAAAUUCUAAAGCAGCAAAUAUAAGUUCUCAAAUUUGGUUGGGAAUCCGUGCUAUAACGCGUGGUCAUACUCCAGCGGAAGAAAAGUUGAUUAUUGAAGAGACACGACAAUCAAUUGAUAGUGUACUUAAAGAAGUUAUUGAAUUCGAGGUAAAACCUGGUGAUAUACCUGCUCUUGAUCAGGUAGCUGGGAUACUUCAAAGAAUUGAUGCAUGCGAGAAUCUUUAUUAUUCACGUAAAGCAAUGAUGGCCGAUAAACCUUUAUAUAAGUCUCAAGAAUUUCAAUAUAGUUUGGAUGCUCUCAAUUCAUGGCUAACGGUAACUCGUAGUUUACAAACACAACUAAAAAUUCUACAAAAUUGGACAGGGAGUGAUACUUUGGAGAUCACCCGACCAAAAGAAGUUCCAGCUGAUGCAGAAAAUCCUUCGUUUCUUGAACGAAUAUUAAAAGAAAAUAGUUUGAAACAAACUUUUGAAAAACGAACUCUGGCCACGUUAAAUUCUCUUUUAUUAAAAGCAAAGUGUGUAAUGAUUGAGAAUGCUGUUGCUUUUUCUAAAAUGAAAUUACCUCCUUAUAUCAAUGAAUUACGACAACUUCUUAAUUUUCCAACGAAACUUAUGGAAGAAUGUAUGAAAUUAUUACUUACUUAUUCUAGCCGUUUAUCCGAGCCCACCAUUUUAAUGGUUCAGCAGAUGAUGGAAAAUUUACGGAUUUCCCUUUCAUUAGCUUGUCAAAUUAAGCAUCAAUAUCAUGAGCUUAUUAAACCUGCAAAAGGAUGGGAUAUUCCUCCGUGCAUUGAUGAAAAUUAUAAUACAGUUUUGUUAGACUCAUUGAAAUGUUACUUUAAGUUGUUGCAGUGGAAACUCAAAAUUGGAUAUAAGGCCGUAUCCUUUAAAGAAGCAGAAAUCUUAGAAAAUGAAUGGUCAUUUUUAAGUGGUAUAUGUCGUCAUAUUGUAGGAGGUGAUUCUGAAACUGCUAUACAAUUUUGUUCUCUAACAAAUAAAUUGCUUUUGAGUGUCAUGAAUUAUUAUGACAAGGAGCUUGAAUUACCUGAGAAUUAUGACCCUGCUAACAUAACGAAAUGGUAUAAUAAACUUUUGGAAACUGUACGUUUAAGAACGAGGAAAUUGAUCCGAUUUACAAGGUUUAAAAACGCUGCCGAAUAUUUUAUUGAUGAUAACAAUUAUCAAGCUUUUAUUGAUGGAUUAGAACGAACUGGUCACGUUCUUGUGUACCCUAGCACUUUUGAAGUCGAUGGUGUAUGCUUUAUUGUUGAACCAUCGCUUCAGGAUCGACCUCAACAAAUACACAAGUUACUUACUUCUGUUCUCACAUCUUAUGAAAAAGGGCAGGAUAAUUUUGAUGAUGAAUUAAAAGGACUAGAAUACGUACUUAUUUUGUCACCCAGAGUAGAAUUUGUGUGGAAAGGUCAUAAUCAGGCCGUAGAUAUGGAACAGCUUAGUAUUGACCUCAAAACUCCUCGUACAAGGCUAGUUGCCGAUGGUGCUUACCCAAGGUUACAAGCAUGCAAACAACAUUUUCGUAAAGCGGUUGAAGGUUGUGGUAUUGAAGUUCUUUUUGAAACAAGAGCUAAUGUGCCUUGUAUUAAUCGUGAGAUGGCUAAAAUUAAAAAAACCGUUUUCAAAUUCGCUAAUAAAAUAAUUGAUAGCGUUUCGUUAAUUAAGGAAAAAACAAAGGAUAAUGAAUGUCAAGAUUUAAUCGAAAACUGUUUUAGUUUUGCUACUGAAAUAGGUCAACGUUGUUUACGUUAUAUGCAUCGAGAUGCUUUGCGUGCUCAACUAAAUGUUAAAUUAACUCGGAUGGCCAUAGAUUGGGUUAGUUUUAUAUGUGAUCAUUGUAUUGCUACAGAUCGCAAAACAUUUAGAUGGGCCGUUAUUGCAUUAGAAUUUGCAAUGGCAACAAAUCGAGGAAACAACAUUUUAGGUUUAACGGAAAGCGAAUUUUCAAUGUUACGUAGUAAAGUAGGAAAUUGCAUGAGGUUACUUAUAUCACAUGUAGAUAUUAUGGGAGCAAAAUCAUCCUCUGAAGCUUUAGAACGAGAGCGACAAGACAUAUCCGAUCAUUUGGUGCCAUCACCACUUCGACACAUUAACAAUAUUUAUAGUGGUGAGGAUCCUUUAAUCAUGAGAGAUGAAUGGAUGGCCUCAUUAAAUGAAUUGGAAGCUAAACGUUUCGCAAAAGAACAAGAUCAACGUCUUGUAGGUAAAGUUCUUGAUGAUAAUCAACCUGAAAAUCGACCUUUAGUCUUUUUAGCAUCUUCCAGUUCAAACAUCUCCUUACGAUGGCAACAGGGCAAAUUUAUCGGAGGGGGUACUUUUGGAUCAGUUUAUUUAGCUGUCAAUUUAGAUACUGGAGAUCUCAUGGCUGUCAAGGAAAUACGGUUCCAGGAUCCAUCCUCACUUACAACGCUUUAUAAGUCCGUUAAAGAUGAAAUGUCAGUUAUGGAAAUGCUUGAUCAUCCAAAUAUUGUUUCAUAUUAUGGUAUUGAAGUACAUCGAGAUAAAGUAUAUAUUUUCAUGGAGUAUUGUCAAGGAGGUAGUCUUGCGUCUCAAUUGGAACAUGGAAGAAUUGAGGAUGAACGUGUAAUUCAAUAUUAUGUAUAUCAAAUGUUGGAAGGGUUAGUGUAUUUGCAUGAAAACAAUAUAGUUCAUAGAGACAUAAAACCUGAUAACCAUUUGGGCGUGAUAAAAUUUGUGGAUUUUGGAGCAGCAAAAAUUCUUGCAAAAAAUCAAAAAACCAUGGGUAGGACCACAUUGGCACCACCAAACUCCUCUAAAUCCAAUGUUCAUAGCUUAACUGGUACUCCAAUGUAUAUGGCACCAGAAGUAAUAACUGGAGGUGAAAAAGGCCGUAAAGGUUCUAUGGAUAUAUGGUCGUUAGGAUGUUGUGUAUUGGAGAUGGCUACGGGGAAACGCCCUUGGUCAAAUUUGGAUAAUGAAUGGGCGGUUAUGUUUCACGUAGUUACAGGACAUCCAUCUUUACCAGAUUCUUCACAAUUAUCAGAGCAAGGAAUUCACUUUUUAGAACAAUGUUUUAUUAGAUCACCACAACAACGUCCUUCCGCUCAAGAAUUACUAAGUCAUCCAUGGAUUGACGCGGGUAAAGAACCAACUAGUACGACACCGUCAGGUGACUGGCCGAUUAAUGGUAGUAUGGUGAGUACAAGUGGUACUAGCGGAACGAGUAUCUCAAACUCAGCAUCUGCCACGGCACUUAACAAUAGUACUCAUACAAAUCCUUUUAGCAUUAUAACAACGCAAACAGUGGGCUCAACAACGCAGAAUUUAGAUCAAGUUAGGAAUGAAGAGUCAAGACAUUUGUCGCCAUCAUUAUCAGUGGAUAACCAUCAACAGAUAUUUUUGAUAAAAGGAUUACCAUCUAGUACUUCAGUAAUAUCUGUUGAAAGUGAAGGUGAAGUUGGUAUUAGUCGUACUCAUAACUUUGUUGAAAUUGAAAAUAAUAAUCCGGUAGCAUCAGUAAUGUCAAACGGUGGUGAUGAUUGGAGUUUAAUUGGCGGAAGCUUUUAA